Acaulospora colombiana is the source of this 404-nucleotide messenger RNA. The record is from the annotation of a GenBank genome assembly. NCBI's taxonomy places the organism in Eukaryota, Fungi, Glomeromycota, Glomeromycetes, Diversisporales, Acaulosporaceae.
GCCAAACUUGCAAGUUUGACCAGCUUGGGGAGUUGGGAAAAGCAGAAGGAGAGGUGGACGAUAGUGGUAGCUUCAAGGUGGAGAACCACUUCACGGAGCCCAUAAGCGUCGAGGUCAUACGCGAGCUCCGCACUCGUGGUGAUACAAACAAGCCGGAAGCUCCGACUCCUGAAGAAACGAUCUAUGUAACUCCCGAUAAAGUGCUCCCUGAAGAAUCCAUUACGCUAACUCCCAUCGACAAAAUUGUGGUCUGGUUCCAGGCGACCUCAUCGACAGGUUCUAUGGAGGGGGAGAUCAUUGGGAAGAAAGUGGAGAUAAUUCUUAAGGGCAAGAACCGGACGACGCAGACGUACAGUUUCGACGAAGCAGGCAAGUGGAAAGAGGGUCCACUUCCCUCAUCCUAA